AAGUAAGUGAAACGAGCACCACCAUUGGCGGCCCCGUUGUUCGCGGCGUGACGGCGCGCUGUGCGGUUCUUAUCGGUGCAAGACUUACUUUGCACUUAUUCUGUAUUUCAACCGCAGAAAUAUACAGCAUAGUCUGUGGUUCCACUCUCUCCGUACGCGUAUUAACUUACAUCCAACGCAAUACAGUAUUUAUUGAGAAUAUCGUGAUUCCAUUUCUAAUGUUGAAAUUGUAAAGUGUUUAAAGUUUAGUGAGUGAAUGUCGUUUCAACAUGUCCAUAAGUUAACAAUACGAGUUCAAUCAAGAUCAGAGAAGGAACGGAAAAUAAAAGAAACGGAGUGAAUCGUAAAAGCUUGUUUACAUUUAAUUUUAGUGGAUCAGGUCUGAGAACGACGAUUUUAUUUCUUAAUUUUAAGUACAAAAUGUUGAAACAUUUAAUGACUUAACUAAGGUGCUAGAAAAAAACUAAAAAUGAAGCAACUCGUGAAUAAGAAUCUCAUUACACUGAAAUGUGUGCUCUUCUGUUUCCUUUCAGGUAUUGGGUCGAUAUACCCAUUCCUACCACUGCACAUUCUCUCAGUGGGCUUGGACCGAGGAGAAGCUCGACUGAUAUCAGCAGUUGCGCCCUGCAUCGCAUUAUUGGGUCCUGCGAUACUCGGACCGCUAAUUGACAAAUUGUCAGUUGGCCGAGGGUCCACCGGAGGAGGAACUGGCCCCAGCGGCUCUGGGAAGCUGUUACGAGUAGUCACCGCCGUGUGUCUUAUAUUGAGUGCCUUAUUCUACACGCUGCUGUUAGCGGUGCCCUACACGGAACGACAUGAGGCUCGUCGUCCCCAAGUAUUGUUCAUGUGUGACGCGGAUGGCGCUUAUGUGAUGCAAGAAGUAUGCACAGAGGGCAUGCGAUGCAACCGAUGGGAGGGAGAGAAGUCGGGGGUGCUGGCCGUGAGCGCGUGUGAGUACGGCUGCGCGGACGACAACAUGACGUGGGUGACGCGACCCUUCACCACCACGUCCACCACCACCACGCUCAGCCCCAUGUACAACAGCGUCGCCAACGCCACCUCUCCAGCUCCGCUGGUGACGGACGAGGGUGAAGGCGAUGACGACUUCGAGUUCAAUCCGCCGCACCUGUGCUACAACGGCCAGUGUCUCGUGUACAUGCAGCACGCUGCCAGGAUGCGCGUGCCGCUAGCGCUGAUCGCGCCGGAACCGCCCCAGGAUAACUCGACCAUGGAAAACAAUUGGUGCACAUAUCGCACAGGCGGCCCGUCCAAGUGCCCGGUGCCGGCCGAGCGGCUGGCGGCGCUGGGCGCGGGCGCGGCGUGUCGCGCGGCCGUGCGCUGCCAGGUGCUCGACCCGUACGACGAGCCGGGCGGCGUGCUGGCCGACGCCGAGUGCCGCCUCGUCGUGGGCGACCCCGCCUACUCCUUCUGGACCUACUUCGUCAUCAGGAUAUUUGCGGAUAUUUGGCCAACAGCAGCAUUAGCACUGCUGGGUGCAGCAUGUGUUAUAGCCACCAGAGAGACCUCACUGGGACGAGGAGACGUUGGCAGGCAAAUGGCAUUCGGAACUUUAGGAUUGGCUAUCUUCCCGCCACUGGCUGGAUUUGCAGCAACGCAAAUGCCAGACACGCCAUACUUGGUACCAUUCUUGAUGCACGCUAUAUUCAUGGUGAUCGGAGCGAUCAUAUUGCUGGUGGACACACGCAUGCCGCUGUCGACGCCCGAGUGGUGGUGGCACACGGCGACGGGCGCGCUGGCGCUGCCGCUGAGCGCGGUGCGGCGCUACGGCGCGGAGACGGCGGCCGUGUUCGCGGUGGUGGCGCUGCUGGGCGCGCUGUGGAGCGCCAUCGACGCCUACCUGCCGUGGACCGUGGCGGCGCUCAACGGCACGGCGCUGGAGGCCGGCCUCACGCUCACGGCGGGCGCGCUGCCGGCCGUGCCCGCGCUGUGGUGGGCCGAGGCGCUCGUCGACUACGUGGGCCACUCCAACGUCUUCAUCACCGCCUUCACCUUCUACUGUCUGCGCUACACGGGUCUCGCUUACAGUGAGUCAUAUUCUUGGGUCGUGGUUUGCGAACUAUUAGAAGUUUUCACAUUAAGUCUCGUGUGGGUGACGGCCAUGCUGUACUUCCGACACCUCGUACCCAAGAAGUAUACGACGACUGGACAAGCGCUGCCUGUGAUUGCACACUUCUGUAUCGGUCGCUGCAUCGGCGCCAUAGUGAGCGGGCUGGUGUCGCUGGAGCAGCCGCUGGAGUCCCUGCGCAGCGUGUACCGCGCGCUGGGCGUGACGGCGCUGCUGGCGGCCGCGGUGUACCUCGCGCUCUACCACCUGCUGCUGGCGCCGCGCUGCGCCGCGCCCGCCGUCGCGCCGCCGCACCACCUGCUGCAAGGUCUGAAUGCAAAUGGCGGUUCCAACGGCAACUAUUCACCGAUGCGAGUCUAUCACGAGGAACGCUCGCGGAAGGGACAUUUCCGUUAUUGAGUCAUUUUAAAUUAUACUGUUGUUUUUUUUGUAUUUUAAUACUUCAUCUAUGUAAGUUUUCCGACAAGUGCAUAAUUGUGAUAUAACUACUUCUUUACUAAUGAGCCUGAUUCAAUCAGUUUAAUAUUUAAGCUUAAAUAUUUUAACG
This is a messenger RNA of Vanessa atalanta (red admiral), 2633 nucleotides long. RefSeq lists its product as uncharacterized. The transcript is spliced from 13 exons. Lineage: Eukaryota; Metazoa; Arthropoda; Insecta; Lepidoptera; Nymphalidae. Bases 470 to 2485 code for a protein of 671 amino acids. Gene Ontology annotation, cellular component: membrane. The record is from RefSeq and is a predicted model, not a curated record.